AUGCCCGAGGCCCUGGUCCAAGGUACCCACAAUACCGAAGCCGGGCACAGACGACGCCUUAUGGAGUACCGACUGGCUGAGGCCGGUGGAGAGGUCAAUCUUAGGUUGCUGGAGGAGACCGGUGUGGGUGGCUUUGCCCAUGCUGAGGGUUCACUCCGACAGGACAGCAGCUCGGCAGGGUCCAAGGCCUCCUCGAGUUGUGGAAACAUGGUAUCAGGUGAGAGUUCCCGCCUCUCAUAA
Protopolystoma xenopodis is the source of this 240-nucleotide messenger RNA. The record is from the annotation of a GenBank genome assembly. NCBI's taxonomy places the organism in Eukaryota, Metazoa, Platyhelminthes, Monogenea, Polystomatidea, Polystomatidae.